Messenger RNA from Procambarus clarkii (red swamp crayfish), 804 nucleotides. NCBI's taxonomy places the organism in Eukaryota, Metazoa, Arthropoda, Malacostraca, Decapoda, Cambaridae. The record is from RefSeq and is a predicted model, not a curated record.
CGUCCAGGUGUUGCAGGUCAGCAACACAGCUUCAAGACAAUUGAUGGCAGCUUUGCUGUAGUAGUAGAGCACUCCCACGCCCCGGGUGAUAUUCCCACGCUGCCUCGCCACUCUCCCACGCCCCGGGGGAUAUUCCCACGCUGCCUCGCCACUCUCCCACGCCCCGGGGGAUAUUCCCACGCUGCCUCUCCACUCUCCCACGCCCCGGGGGAUAUUCCCACGCCCCGGGGGAUAUUCCCACGCCCCGGGGGAUAUUCCCACGCUGCCUCUCCACUCUCCCACGCCCCGGGGGAUAUUCCCACGCCCCGGGGGAUAUUCCCACGCUGCCUCGCCACUCUCCCACGCCCCGGGGGAUAUUCCCACGCUGCCUCGCCACUCUCCCACGCCCCGGGGGAUAUUCCCACGGUGCCUCGCCACUCUCCCACGCCCCGGGGGAUAUUCCCACGGUGCCUCGCCACUCUCCCUCGCCCCCGGGGGAUAUUCCCACGCUGCCUCGCCACUCUCCCACGCCCCAGGGGAUAUUCCCACGCUGCCUCGCCACUCUCCCACGCCCCGGGUGAUAUUCCACGCUGCCUCGCCACUCUCCCACGCCCCGGGGGAUAUUCCCACGCUGCCUCGCCACUCUCCCACGCCCCGGGUGAUAUUCCCACGCUGCCUCGCCACUCUCCCACGCACCAGGGGAUAUUCCCACGCUGCCUCGCCACUCUCCCACGCCCGGGUGAUAUUCCCACGCUGCCUCGCCACUCUCCCACGCCCCGGGUGAUAUUCCUACGCUGCCUCGCCACUCUCCCACGCCCCGGGUGA